Messenger RNA from Drosophila ficusphila, 3919 nucleotides. Its product is annotated as insulin-like growth factor-binding protein complex acid labile subunit. The record is from RefSeq and is a predicted model, not a curated record. Bases 736 to 2952 code for a protein of 738 amino acids. Gene Ontology annotation, molecular function: protein binding. The transcript has 15 exons. NCBI's taxonomy places the organism in Eukaryota, Metazoa, Arthropoda, Insecta, Diptera, Drosophilidae.
UUGGUUAGCGGAAAGCGCGGUUUGCCGUUCGAUUCAGUGGCAAACGCUCCAGUGUUUUUAGCGUAUUUCAUCCGAAGGAUUGCCGCAGAUCUGGCAGAUAAGUUGUGACGCCUGCGAACUUGGCCACAAAUCAGGGCCUAAUCCUGGGUUGCCGGCCUAAUUGAAUUCGGGCGAGUUAAUUGGCAGCCAAAGUGUUGCCGACGUAAUGAUGCUGCCAUUCAUCUGGCAUUUAAUUUAAUUCUGUUCCGCCGAUCGCUUAGCUGUGCAAAGCCUCUAAUAUUUGAUUAGUGCGCGUUACCAAAAAGUAAAACAGAAGACGGGAAAAUCAACAGAAAGUACGGUUCAUUUGCUAAAUACACGGGACCCAGCCGAAUUUUCCCACUCAACUCGUGUGUGUUCAUCUGUAUAUGAAUGUGUGUAUCUGUGUGUGUGUGUGUGCUCAGUGAGUGAGAAUGUGUAACGAAUUUCAUUUAUUGGCAGCCAGCAACUGAUUUGAAUAUUCACACACACACGCCAGGAUCUCCUCCACUGCCAAAAUACUACUGUACUAGACCAGAUUGUGGCUUCUGUAGGCCAGUGUGUGUGCAGCAUGAUUUAUUGGUCCUGCAGCAGGCGUGAUGUAAAGUGACAAUUUCUGGUAAUUUUCGAUUUACAUGCCGCUGUGCAUAGGACAGACGACCAAAUUGAAAGUUCAAUAAACCCACACAGAAGAGGGAUACCGUAACUAUAGCAAAUAUGCUGUUCAAGUGGCUCCUGUUCAGCCUGUGCAUAAUGCCGGCGAUGUUCAGCAACACGAGGAGGAAGUGCCCCAUUGAAUGCCAAUGCAGCAUGGACGACUUGGAUCGUUAUCAGGCCAUCUGCACAAAAGGAGGUCUGAACUCACUGCUCUCGCCCAAUGAGUUGGACAUUGAUGUUAAGGUUAUUAUCAUUCGGGGCCCACGGAAUUCCAUUACAAUCGGACCUGCUCUGAGGCAGUUCAUGAAACUGGAGAUCCUGCGCAUCACGGACUCCAAUCUGCCGGCAAUCGGAGCCGAGUCGUUUUGGGGCCUCAAGUAUCUGCGGAUAUUAGAUCUUUCCAAGAACAACAUAACGAACAUCACGGAGAACAACUUUCGGGGCCAGGAUAAUCUACUGGAACUGGAUUUAUCGAAAAAUAAAAUUUUACGCAUGGCCAGCUCAACUUUUCGCCAUUUGACGGAUCUGCGUAGUCUUAAUUUGGCCGACAACUCGAUUGUGGAGCUCGUGCAGCGCAACUUCUUCAUGCUGAGCAGACUCAAGUAUCUGGAUUUGAGCGGAAAUCCGCUGCAGGAUUUACAGCCGGAUGUGUUUCGCGAUGUGCCGGAACUGAAAGUGCUCAAGUGCCGCAACUGUCAGCUGAAAAAAAUCAAUCCGCAGAUGUACAAUUUAUUGCCGCUCUUAAGCGAAUUGGAUUUGGGACGCAACGAGUUCAAGUUCCUCGACAAGGAUGAAUUCCGGGAUGUUAAGCGAUUGACCAAAGUUCUGCUCGACGGCAAUCAAUUGUCCGUGGUGGUGGACCAACUCUUUCGCAUGCAGAAGAGUCUUAAUCACUUGGAUUUAUCGUACAACCGGUUGGCCAAAGUGCCCAAUGACUCGUUUCUGCAGCUGACGAACUUGACCUUCUUGGACUUGUCCUACAACAAAUUGGUGCGUCUGGAGCCGCAGUCAAUUAGGAGUCUGAGCAAUCUGCUAAUCCUUAAUAUAAGUGGCAAUGUGCUGAUGGAUCUGAGGGAAAUGAGAGAAACCUUUGAGCUCAUUCCCCAGCUGACCCACCUGGCAAUCGCCGAUAUGGGAACAAUGCCCAUUGGACUGCUGCAUCCUUUCAAGCAACUCAGAUAUCUCAAUAUCUCUGGAAAUUCCUUGAACAACACGGCACUGGAGGUCAUCGAUCCGUGUCGAGAACUGGAGUUUUUGGAUUUAUCUCGGAAUCAAUUACACGGCAUCAGUGAGGACACAGCCCUCAGGAUCCAAGGCAUUCGCAACGUGCGACUCGACAACAAUCCUUUGAUAUGCGACGAGUGUCACAUGGGGAAAUUAAUAAAUGUUGUGCGCCAACUGCAGUGGAAAUGGGAUACGUAUCCCAUUUGCUUUUUGCCAAAAAGCCUGAGAGGUGCAGAAAUAAAUAAUUUGGACAUCAACGGGCUGCACACGUGCCUGACUUUCAUCACCGACGAGGAGCAGAAUGCCGCCAGCACUUCAUAUAACUUUCUUGAGCACGGCGGUCUCAAUACUCUGGCCAUUCUGGGUGGCAUCAUCUUUGUUCUAAUUGCUGUCAUUAUACUUUCGCUGGUGGCCUGCUUCUCGAAAAAUCGGGCUCGUUACUACACGAGAGAGGACCAUCUGAAUGGCAGCGAGAGCAAGUGCCUGGAAAAGAACCUGGAGGCGACCACGAUUACAACGCUGGGCAAUGGCAGUUCGCCCACCACGACGACCACUCUGACCCUGGCCACCUCGCCGUCUGCGCAGAAUGGGAAAAAAUCGGGAGGAGAAGUCGUGGCUCUGAGUCCUGCCAACGGCAGUACGCCAGUUCACGGAACUCAGGGAUUCCCCGAGGACAAGGGCAAGGAAAUCAACUUCACCUUCCCCGUCGACGAUCGCGUUUGCACAAUUGACGAGCUGAUGCCGCCGCCAUCGAAUCAGCAUCCCAAUAUGGGCAGCCUGAUGUACAGUGUCUCCCAUUCGCCGAACUCGGCCACAACCCUGGCAGCCGUGGCAGCGGCGGCCACCGUCAUUCCCCCCGGAGCUCCCUCACCGAUGCCCAUGCCCACGCCGGCGGAGGCGGUGGUCGUGGUGCUGCCACCGCCGCCACCACCACCGCAGCUGCACCAGCACCACCACCAACAGAUGGACGGCAGCCUGGCCAGCUUGCGGGAGGUUCAGCAGCAGCUGGUGCAUCUGAGCAGCACGCUGGAACCGCUGGUCAGCGUCAACUGACCCAGGGGAACCAUGGGAGCCACCUCGUCCUCCGCCGCAUCUGCAAUCGCCAUUGCAUCCCCAUCCGCGACCAGGUUUGCCAAGCAAACAGUUGGCACCACACCGACGUAGGCCGCUGGAGAGUUGUAGUUGGAGUUUGCAGUUUGUAGUUUGCAGUUUGCGCGGCAAACGUUACGGAAAACGGACGACGGGGCGUAUAAUUAAUGGCCAUGCGGGGUCGCAUUGAAGUGCAGUAAUUAGGAUUUGAGUUUCGCAAUUAAGUUCAUUAAUCACUCCAGACGACGAUCAUCAUUAUAUUCCUCUUUUUUUUGGCCCAUAACAUCCCAUUGGGAUGCGGCAAAAAUUAAUCCAUACUGCCAUUCUCACAAUUAACGAACUUUACCAGUGUUUCACUAAGAUACUUGUAAUCUAAUUUUAAUGUUUUUUAUAUGCGCAUCUGUAUAUAAAACUGGUCUACGUUUAGGCGAGAAGAACCACGAUUCAUUUUUGACACAUUUCAAAUGUGAUAAAACCGAACGUAUUCUGUACAUAAGUAUUAAGGCAGACGAACCAUAAAAACUGAGUGUGUAAUCUUUAAGCGAACGACAUAAUGUUAAGCAACUUGUAUAUUUGGCCAAUGCGAUUCAAAAUUGAGCAGCCGCUGUUUGAGAAUUUAAAAAGUAAACAUUAAAAUAGCACGUAGUUAGAGGCAUAGAUUUCCCAAACACAUACAAUUACACAUAUAAACCUAGUGAUUAAGGCAUGUCAAAGAUAUAAUGUUGAGAACCCAAAUUAAAACCAAGUAAGCUGAAAUCAGCAAUCAUUCAAAUGGAACCCCCACUAGAAGCCCGAAACGAUUUUAGGUUAACCCCCGAAUCAAUAACAGAACUUGGCAUUUUCACGUAUUCUUAAGUCGGAAAAUUGUAUUUAUUUUACACAGCAAUAACCGUAAUCCAUAAUAAAGUGUGACUGUUUAUGAAACCAAAAA